AUGAAACUCAAUCCACCGAAGAUUUUAUCCUCUAAACGUCGUGAAUUUCUUUGCACAUGUGGAGAGCAAAAUAGAAAUGAUAUUGAAAAUAAAGCUAUAAAGCCGCUAAGGGCGGAUCAGUGGAUAGAAAAGUACGGUCUUAAGAACUUGAGCCUUACAAGAGACGAUCUGAAUUCGAUGGAAAGUAGACGCAUUUUUGGAGUCAAUGGCACUAGGAAAAGAGUUGGAAUUCUUGUUGAUGCAUCAGAUAUCUUUCUAUUUUCCCAAAGAGGGGCCCAUUUCAUUUGCGCCGUAAAUCGGCUCCUAGAUGAACAACUUUGGAAUAAAGUUGAUGCAAUUUAUUUCGCUGAAUUCGGAACAUCAAUUAAAUGUCUUUGGUCUGAACCCCAGAAAUUUGAUGAAACCACACUAUUAAAAUUGAAAGAAUACUUUCGCUCGGGCAUUCGUAAUGCUGGAGGAAGCAAUCUUUUGGCCGGUCUGAAACAUAUGUUGCGAAUAGCCAAAGUGCACGAUCUGGAAGAGAUUAUCAUUAUCGUUGGAAGCCUUCCAGAUCAACUGAGUUAUUUGCUGAUGGAAUAUCUUGAACUUGUCGAUGUUCUCAAUCCCAAUAUUUUCUUCCACUUUGUCAGUUUUGAUUCUCAAGAUACCCGAGUGCUGGAAACUCUACGACAACUGACCGAAGUCAAUCCGAAACGAAUCAGCCUUCACGUUUAUUCAUCUCUGAAGGAGGAACUUAUUUGGACUGGAGAUGAUAUGCUAGCGCUUAGAAUGGAAUUACUCGAAGCUAAGGCUUUCUUGAUUCAUAUUGUGUACGAUUUCAUUUUUGUUCAUUACUUUAAGAAACUUGCAAAUGAGGUACAAAUAUUUCGUCUAGAACUAGAAAAUGGGAGAAAAAUCAAUUUGGAGUAUUUACUUAAAAAUCCCUGGGGUGUGGAAGAAGAUGGUGACAUUCUCGAAUUCGUAGAAACUGAUGACCAAUCAAGUAUUUCAUUUCUUCCAAGAACUUCACUGGACUGGAUUAAUCAUCAUGGACUAAAGGCUAAGCGUCUAGACUUUUACCAAAUGCUUACUCCGUAUGCAAUGACAAAGACAAGCACAUUUGUUCCAUCAAUUGGCAAAGAAGUUAGUGGAAAGACCUACACUGAGGCCAUGGUUCAACUGGAAUGGCCAGACCAUUCUAUCAAAAAUGUUAACAUCAAGAUCCCACUUCUAAAAAAUUACCUGAGUUGCCUAAACAAACAUAUUGGACUUAUUGAAAAGCGAUUGUUUUGGCUUCAACUCCCAACUUAUCGUCCUUUCGGAACUCUGGUUGAAGAAAAUGCUAUAGUUGUCAUUGAUUUAUCCUUUCACAAUGAGUCAAUGCUGUCAAAUAUUCAAUCAUUUGUAAAACAGCUAAUUGAAAGUCAGAUUGUAAAAUUUGUCAAGUUCUUCAACAUUAUCACAAUUGGGAGUGCUGUGGAAUCAUUUGAAAAGACGAUGGUUGAAGUUAAUAGAGAAAAUCUGCAAAGAGCCUGGUUGUGGUUUAAGGAACGUGGCUGUGCAGGCACAAGAAAUGUUAUGGCGGCUUUGCGAACACUUGCAAAUUCAACGGGCGGACGUUACCAAUGCUUUUCAGAUGAUAUCGUCGAAUACAGUGACGAUGUUAGUGUUCUAAUCGAAGAAAUAGAAACUUCUCAUGUAUUUAUCAAAGCUGCUACUACCUUGAUAUUGAGACUCAAAAAAAAGUGGAAAAAUAAUGCCUGGUGA
Molecule: messenger RNA, 1746 nt
Organism: Rodentolepis nana
Lineage: Eukaryota; Metazoa; Platyhelminthes; Cestoda; Cyclophyllidea; Hymenolepididae
Source: the annotation of a GenBank genome assembly